Molecule: messenger RNA, 625 nt
Organism: Drosophila ficusphila
Lineage: Eukaryota; Metazoa; Arthropoda; Insecta; Diptera; Drosophilidae
Exons: 4
Coding region: 39-449 (136 amino acids)
Source: RefSeq, a predicted model, not a curated record
UCAAUCAGCUUUCAGGGAUUUAGAAUCAAAAUUGAAAAAUGUGGCGUCUCCGGAAAUGCCUUUGUUGCAUUAAAUUGCGCACGGCCUGCAUUAUUAUCGCCGUGUUGGAUUUCGUCAUCAACCUGGUGGUGCUCAACCUGGCCGGUCAGGAGUUCAUUGCCCACAUGGAGCAGGCGGUGGCCAUCUGCCACUGCAUCGGCUGCACUUUUCUGCUGGGCGGAGUUCUACUUAGGUCGACUGUCCUGCUGAUGUUCUUUCUGAUCACCAGCCUCACCAACUGCAUGAUCUUGACCAUCUACUGCAUCUACAUGACGUUUACCAGCCAGCCGUACAGAGAGCUCAUUAUUCCGUGCUCGGCUGUUUACAUUUGCAUGGACGUCUACUUCUGGAUGGUCGUCUUCUCGUACUACCUUGAAGUGAGAAAUCCUGAAGAUGCCGUAGAAGUUUAAUUAUCGGAAUUAAAUUGUCCUUGAGUCUGGAUUGAGAGAUCCGUUUCUCCAACGGCCGUUUCUCCAACGGCCUUAGUCUGUGUUCAGUUAACUCAAAUGCAAUUGAGCUUUCCUUUGGUAAAUCGGAUUUCCACUCCGACUAGACGAUACCAUAGUAAACUUCAAAGAUUUUUUAA